This is a messenger RNA of Lachancea thermotolerans CBS 6340, 1242 nucleotides long. It is a transcript of the gene REH1, whose product is annotated as Reh1p. Gene Ontology annotation, cellular component: preribosome, large subunit precursor. Bases 1 to 1242 code for a protein of 413 amino acids. Gene Ontology annotation, biological process: ribosomal large subunit biogenesis. The transcript has a single exon. The record is from RefSeq and is a predicted model, not a curated record. NCBI's taxonomy places the organism in Eukaryota, Fungi, Ascomycota, Saccharomycetes, Saccharomycetales, Saccharomycetaceae.
AUGAGCGAGGCGAUAUUUACCUGCAACUCAUGUAUGAUUCAGUUCAGAUCGAGCGAUCAACAGCGUUACCAUAUGAAAACCGAGUGGCACAGGUAUAACCUGAAGAGGCGCAUUAGUCAGUUGCCCCCCAUUAGCGCUGACGUUUUUGCCGAAAAGCUACAAAUAUCUGAGAGGGCUAAGGAGCUCAACCAGGUCGACGAAUUUGGGUUUCCCAUUUUGAAGGCCAAGACCCCAAGAUACAAGAGAAGUGACGAAGUAGAUUUGAGUAAACUGCAACGGAGAAGAAACCGCAAGUUGCGUGAGGACAACCAUGAAAGAUCUGUUUCUCCAACCCCGUCUGUAGCUUCUCAAAUUUCCAAGCUUUCGGUCAACAGCAAUGAGAUACAUACGGAUUUUGAUGAGGAGAAAUCAUACGAAUAUGGCUUUACCACUGAUUCGAACAACGAAUAUAACUCCAGUGACUUCGAAUCUACUAGUGACGAGCUUUCUGGAGACGAAGCAUCCUCAGAGCGUCCUUCUAUCACAGAUUGCAUUUUCUGCAAGGCUCAGAAUAAAGAGGUCGAGCGGAACCUCAAGCACAUGUUCGCAUCCCAUGGGCUUUACAUACCAGAAAGGUCGUAUCUUAUAGAUCUUACGGGACUUUUGAACUUCUUGAUAGACACCAUAGUUGUUGCGAAUGAGUGUCUCUGCUGCUCUUUCAAGGGUUCAAGCUUACAGAGCAUACGCGCACACAUUGCAUCCAAAGGACAUUCCCGGCUGCCAUAUGAAACCAAGGAAGAAAGACGCAGGGUAGCAGGAUUUUACGACUUUUCAUCAGAAAACGAAGUGCAGUCUAAUCUCACCCGCAACAAUGGCAGGAGUGUCGCAUUCGAAGCAGAGCCAGAUAGUGGCUCAGAAGGGACACUCCCCAGUGACACUGAUGACAUAAACUCAAACUAUACACACGCAGAGGUUGACGACACCGGCGUCGAACUCACCUUACCUAGUGGUUCUAGGGCAGGUCAUCGUUCAAUGAGAAGAAUCUAUAGACAGAACCUUCCUCUACCGCCAAUGGCUUCGGAUGGUAAUAGAACAGUAGCCGCUGGAGAUAGGCGCUUUUUUGGUGGAGUCACUGAUAAAACAAUGAAAAAGAACGAUAAGAAGUCGCAGCAGAUCGAGAGGCAGAUAAUGAACCGCGAUAUUAGAAACCAAGCUAAACGUGGUAACUUUCAAACUCACUACAGGGACGAGCUGCUUCAGUGA